GCAGAUAUAAGGCAGUGUCCACCAGCAAUCUCACCAGAACUGAAGAAGCUGCUUGGAUGAGCUGUGAAAAACUUCUGUCCAGGAUUGAAUUUCACCUUUGCCAUGGAUCCUAGCUGGACGACUGAGGGAUUUCACAAACAAUUCCAGACAAACUUGACAAUGCAGGACGACGACUGCAGCCCCGAGUCCCACCUGCACCAGCCUCUCAUCCUGGAGCGAGUGGAGAAAGAGCCUCCCAAAACGUGGAAAAACAUUUUAUCCCAACGCUUCAAAAAGCACUGCACCUGCUCCUCUCAGAAAGUCAAAUCCAAAAUCCUCGGCUUCGUCCCCAUUCUGACAUGGCUGCCGCGUUACCAGCUCAAAAACUGGAUACUGGGAGAUGUAAUGUCAGGGUUGAUCGUGGGAAUACUGCUUGCCCCACAGUCUAUUGCCUAUUCGCUAUUGGCCAGCCAGGAUCCUAUAUAUGGCUUAUACACGUCAUUCUUUGCCUCCAUCAUCUAUGCAAUUCUGGGCACAUCGAGGCACAUUUCUGUUGGCAUAUUUGGGGUCCUGUGUUUGCUGGUGGGACAGGUGGUGGAUAGGGAGUUAGCACUGGCCGGAUACCCUCCAGAAAGUAGCAGUAGUGGUAGUAUAAAUAUAAGUAGUGAGCUGGUCUCAGGUCUAAGCACUAACACAAGUACAGGGGAAGGGUGCGAUAGGAGCUGUUACGCCAUCACGGUGGGAACCACUGUUACCUUUACGGCUGGAGUUUAUCAGGUCCUCAUGGGGAUUUUCCAGGUGGGCUUCGUCUCCGUUUACCUGUCAGACUCGAUGCUCAGCGGUUUUGCCACAGGAGCGUCUCUCACCAUCUUCACGUCUCAGUUCAAGUACAUGCUCGGACUCAAGAUCCCGCGGGCUCAGGGCUGGUUCACGCUCUUCAAGACAUGGGUGGCCAUUUUUUCGAACCUGGGCCAGACCAACCUGUGCGACCUGAUCACGAGUCUGGUGUGCCUCGCCGUGCUCAUCCCCACCAAAGAGAUCAACGACCGCUUCAAGAGCAAACUCAAGGCUCCGAUCCCAUUUGAGCUGUUUGUGGUCAUCAUUGCCACUGUCGCGUCUCACUUUGGACAUUUUAACACUGAGUACGGCUCUGGUGUGUCCGGAAACAUUCCCACGGGCUUCAUGCCUCCACAGCUCCCCAGCUGGUCACUCAUCCCAAACGUCGCCGUGGACGCGUUCUCCAUCGCUAUAGUCGGAUUCGCCAUCACUGUGUCAUUGUCCGAGAUGUUUGCCAAAAAGCACGGAUACACUGUGGAUGCCAACCAGGAGAUGUACGCCAUUGGGUUUUGUAAUAUCCUGCCGUCAUUUUUCCACUGUUUCACCACUAGUGCGGCGCUAACCAAGACUCUGGUGAAGGAGUCGACUGGGUGUCAGACUCAGAUCUCUGGGCUGGUCUCUGGUCUGGUGCUGCUGCUGGUGCUUCUGGUCAUCGCUCCUCUGUUUUAUUCACUGCAAAAGUGUGUCUUAGCCGUCAUCAUCGUCGUCAACCUCCGCGGGGCCAUGCGUAAGUUUCUGGACGUUCCGCGGAUGUGGCGCGCGAACCGUAUCGACGCCUCCAUCUGGCUCAUCACCAUGGCAACCUCCGCUCUGGUCAACACCGAGCUCGGGCUGCUGGUCGGGGUCCUGGUCUCCGCCUUCUGCGUUUUGGGGCGAACUCAGCAAGCCCGCGCCAACGAACUGGGGCGCGCUUCGGACAGGGAACAUUACGAAGAUCUGAAAGAGUACCUCAACCUCCACAAACAGGAUGGCGUCCCCGUUUUCAGAUACAACUCGCCGAUUUAUUAUGCGAAUCAAAGUCUGUUCAAAAAAUCACUUUACAAGUCUGCCGGGCUCGAUCCGGUGAGAGAAAUAGCGAGACGUUUGAAAGAAAGCAAGAAGAAGCUCGCAGCUGAAGCUAAAGUAUUACAAAACAACGAGAAUGGAAAAGGCGUGACUGUGAAUUUGAUGCUGGAAGAUAAAGCGGAACCAAAAAUCUCAUCUUUGGUCCUCGAUUGUAGCAGUGUGCUGUUUGUGGACACAGCUGGGGUCAGCGCGCUCAAAGAAGUGCGUAAAGACUAUGCAGAGGUUGGAGUAACCAUUGUGUUGGCGCGGUGCAGUACCUCUGUUUUAGAUGCUUUGGAAAAAGGAGGUUUCUUCCCCGAAAAUCAACCAAAUAAAAUGGUUUUCUUCACCAUCGAUGACGCCGUCCACUUCGUCCAGAACCUCCUAGUGUCCAAUGGGAGUUAUGAAAUCUAGGGACCCAUCCAAAUGCUUUACACUGAUGUUUACAAUUACACAGUUACAGGGACUGAGGCCUGUCACGAUAAUUACUGUAUAUACAAACUUAUAACUCAGUAUAGGUUACAUGGAACAAUUAUGUUUGGUUUGGGGGUCAGUAUUUAUCAUGAACACUUUUUCUUUGUAUAGUGGGGAACUUUUGGUUAUUUUUCUGUACAACUUUUAGAUUUGAGCUGUGGCGGAUGAAGUACUUAAUUUUGUUACUUAAGUAAAAGUACAAGCACAAGGGCAAGAUUCCUCAAGUAGAAGUAUCACAUAAAAAGGCUACUUUUAAGUAAAACUAUUGAAGUACCUGUUCCUGUUUCAAAAUGUACAUUAAGAGUAAAAAGAUAAAAUAUUUUUCAGAUAUUUUUUGAACAAUUAACGCAUCAAAUGUAGUGAUUUUGAUCAAGAAUUUAGCAGAUUUUAAGUGAACUGAUUUCUUAAUUUUUCUAGCUGUUUUGGUGUAUUCUGUUUGCUAAAAGUUGCAAUGUUGCAACGCAAAUUAAAUGUGCUAAAACAAAA
Molecule: messenger RNA, 2820 nt
Organism: Boleophthalmus pectinirostris (great blue-spotted mudskipper)
Lineage: Eukaryota; Metazoa; Chordata; Actinopteri; Gobiiformes; Gobiidae
Gene: slc26a2
Product: solute carrier family 26 member 2
Exons: 5
Coding region: 103-2274 (723 amino acids)
Biological process (GO): transmembrane transport
Cellular component (GO): membrane
Molecular function (GO): chloride transmembrane transporter activity; oxalate transmembrane transporter activity; bicarbonate transmembrane transporter activity
Source: RefSeq, a predicted model, not a curated record